Molecule: messenger RNA, 498 nt
Organism: Sitophilus oryzae (rice weevil)
Lineage: Eukaryota; Metazoa; Arthropoda; Insecta; Coleoptera; Curculionidae
Exons: 3
Coding region: 1-498 (165 amino acids)
Cellular component (GO): extracellular matrix
Source: RefSeq, a predicted model, not a curated record
AUGAUAUCGUUUAAGAUGACACAAAUAAUUUUUCUGAUAAUUAUUUUCAAUAUUUCAAGUUACAUAGAUGCUAGAAUUAUUCACAAUGACUUAGCAUUAGAACAAGAGCAAUAUCAGCAAGAUUAUGACAAGUAUUAUCAGCAAAGUAUUCAAGAAAAUUCCGAAGAACAGGAUGAUUUAGACAAGCCAACAAGUACUUCACAAGAAACACAUUAUUAUUAUGAUUAUCCAAAGUACUCCUUCAAAUAUGGAGUAAACGAUUUCCAUUCAGGUGACAUAAAGUACCACAAGGAAACAAGGGAUGGUGACAAAGUCGAGGGUGAAUACCACUUGGUUGAACCCGAUGGUUCUUUAAGAACCGUCGAGUACCAUGUUGAUAAACUCUCCGGUUUUGUAGCAGUAGUCAAAAAAACAGCUCUUACUGAUCUAAAUUCACAUGACGAACAUACAAAUUCUGAUGUACAAACCCAUCAACAAUACCAAGAAACAGAGUCUUAG